AUGGAUAAGAUACUUAUGAAGUACAUUUUUGACGCCCUGUGUACAACAUUCAGCAAGAAAGAUGUAAAAGAAGACAGAAAAUUAGAAAAUACUGACCAUGUACCUUACUAUAUAACAUUAGAAGAAUUAUAUGAAUGUCUUCAUAACUAUAAACAUAUGCAUAUGGACAUACAUAUGAAAAAAAUAAUAUUAGAAAAUUUAUAUUUCUGUAAAGAUAUACGUUUAUUUAAAAAAGAAUAUAAUAAUUGUGUAUCAUCUGAUGAAUAUAAUAAUGAUAAGAAUGUAAAAAUAUAUGAUGAUAAUGAUAAAAAGGAUAUUAUUAAUAAUAGUUGUGAUUAUUAUGUAUGUAUAAAUAAUAUAUAUAUAUAUAAUAAACAUAAUCUUUUUUAUUAUCAAAGAAUAAAAGAAUCGAAAGAAAAAAUCUUUCUUUUGUUAUAUAUUAUAUCUGGAAAAUAUAAUGGCCUAAUUCAAAGUUCCUUAUCCAAAUAUGUAAAAUUAGAUCCACGAAUUAUAUAUUAUCACUUACAAGAAUUAUUUCAAUAUUUAUUGGUUAAAAAAAUAAGUAUCAAUAUAAAUAAUGUGGAUUGUAAUAUGAAGGACAAUAAAGUAAAUACAAGUAUUGUAAUGAACGAAUUAGAAAAGAAGGAUUAUAAAUAUAAUAUGAUAAAUCAUAUCCAUUCAAAUGAUGUCCAUUCAAAUAAUGUCCAUUCAAAUGAUGUCCAUUCAAAUAAUGUCCAUUUAAAUAAUGUCCAUUCAAAUAAUAUCCAUUCAAAUAAUAUCCAUUCAAAUAAUAUCCAUUCAAAUAAUAAUAACAAUUGUGUGUAUCGUCAAAAUGAUCAGCAUCAUAUGAAUCGAACUAGUAAUAGCUUUAUCAAGUUAAACCCUUCUUAUAUUUUAUAUUAUAACAUUUUUUUUAUAUACAAUUUAUUACCUAUAUUUAUAAAAAAUUUGUUAUAUUCACAAAAUGUCAUGUCUAUUAAUAAAAUUAUACUAUUUCUUUUAAACAAAUUUAUUAUCAUUCCUCAAAAAAUAUUAUCCCUGAUAUUUUUUAAAUUACUUAUUGUAUAUAAUCCUUAUUAUUUUAUACAAGUUAGAAAGGCACUACGCAUUUUUAAUUGUAUACUGAAUUCGCUAAUUAAUAAUAAAAAAGUUAUUAUGUGUAAAAUUAAAAUACACUCCACGUAUGAAAAUUGUUAUUUAAGUUAUGAGAAUAAAAAUAAAAUGAAUUACCAUAACAUAAUUAAUUUCUUACUUAUGUUUUACUAUAAUUAUGAUUAUAUUAUACAAUUUAUAAAUAAAUCUUGUUUUUUAAUGUGUGAAGAUUAUUCUACUGGUUUUUUAUUUAGGAGUGCUAACAUGAAUACUUUCCGUCUUGCAAAUAAUUUGGGUACAUUAAAAGGAUAUGAUCAAAAUGGAAUCAUUCAGAGUGUGUGUAAAAAGGAGGCAGGUGCUGCUCUUAGUUCUGGUUCUGAUCAUGUGAAAGAGGAUAUUGAUAUUUUAAAAGGAAAGUCUGAUCAAGAUGAAGAAAAUAGCAAAAAUGAUGAUAUAUAUAUAAAUGAUAACAACAACAAUAAUAAUGAUAAUAAUAAUAAUAGGGGUGAUGAGAACAUAUUGUUGAACAAAGAAAAUUGUAAUGUAAAAAUUAAGGAAUUUAAAAACUUUAUGGAUAUAAAUAUAAACCCAAAUAAUAGCAACUCAGAUUGUUAUUCUAGCUCAUUAAACGAAAAUGAUGAUUCCAUUGAAUCGGAUGUCUCUUUUAUUGAUGUGGAUAAUAAUGUGAAUGCAUAUGUGGAUUCAUCACAUCUUAAGGGGAUAGAAAAAAAAACCAAAAAAAAAAAAAAAAAAAAAAAAAAAGGUACAUCGUGUUGUUCUUCUUCGUCAGUGGAUUAUUCGCAUUCGGAAAAAUAUAACAAAAAUGAUGAUGAAAAUAAUAACAGUGAUGAUGAUAAUGAUGAUAAUAAUAAUAAUAAUAAUAAUAAUAAUAAUAAUAAUAAUAAUAAUAAUAAUAAUAAUGAUGAUGAUGAUGAUGAUUAUUAUUAUUAUUACAAUGAUUGUGCUCAUUUGCACACAAAUAAAUACAUUUCAUUAAAUAACAUUUGCAUGUUUGAUAAAAUGAAAUAUUUAAUUAUCAGCAAAGGGAUUAAUGGGAUAACAACCAAAGAGGUUGCAGAUUCUUUAUUUCUUACCGUGAAAAAAACAAAUAUUUGUCUUAACAGAUUAGUAAAAAAUAAAGUUAUAAUUAAAGUACCUGAAAGAAAAAAUAAAAAUUUCAUGUACCGAUUUUUUGAUAUAAAAAUAUAUGAAUAUAUACAAAAAACGAAACACCUCCUUCCCUUAACCGGUGAAAAUAUGGAGUUCCCAUCUAAUAAAAAAAAAGAUAAAAUUGAAACCAUUCAUAGUGAUACAUUAAAUAAUAAUGAUAAUAAUUUGGGGGGGAAAGAAAAUCAAAAUGUGGUACAGUCCAAAGAAGAUGAUACAUAUAUUAACAGAUCAAAUAAUAAUAAAGAAUGUAUGUUAAUAAAUAGUGAAAAUAAUUUAUCAAAUAAUAAUAAAGAAUAUAUAUUAAUAAAUAAUAAAAAUAAUUUAUCAAAUAAUAAUAAGGAAUAUAUAUUAAUAAAUAGUAAAAAUAAUUUAUCAAAUAAUAAUAAAGAAUAUAUGUUAAUAAAUAGUGAAAAUCAUUUAUCAAAUAAUAAUAAGGAAUAUAUAUUAAUAAAUAGUAAAAAUAAUUUAUCAAAUAAUAAUAAAGAAUAUAUGUUAAUAAAUAGUGAAAAUCAUUUAUCAAAUAAUAAUAAGGAAUAUAUAUUAAUAAAUAGUAAAAAUAAUUUAUCAAAUAAUAAUAAGGAAUAUAUAUUAAUAAAUAGUAAAAAUAAUUUAUCAAAUAAUAAUAAUUUUUAUAAAAAUGAGAUACAUUCUAUACAAAAUAAUCAAGAAAAUCAAAAUAAUUUUAAUACUAUACAUUUUAAAAAAUUAAAUGAAUCCCUUAAUGUUUUAAGUUUUAUUCAUACUGUAAAUAAAAUCGACAUCAAUAUAUUAAAUUAUGUAAUACCUAAAGAAAUACAUCUUAGUGAUUCUUAUGAUAAUUAUUAUGAUUUCUUUCAAUCAUAUGUAAAUCAUUUUAAAAAUUUUGAAGAUAAAUAUGAUUUAUAUACAUGUAGUUUUCAUCUCUUUUAUUAUUUAAAGUUUUUAUUAAAAAAAAAUGAGAAAGAAAAAAUUAUAAAGAAGAAAAAAAAUAAUGAAAAUGACAUGGGUGCUAUAAACAAUAAGAAGUAUGCGAUACAGAAAAAAAAUUAUAAAUCUAAUGAUGGUGAUAAUAAUAAUAUUACAUUUGAUGUUGAGCAUGUAGAACAUUCUGAUGAUAAUAUCACUUUUAUAAAAUAUUUUAUGGAAGAUACAAAAAAAUUAAAAAGUAAUUUAUUUAUUAAAAGAUUGUUCCUGUUUUGUCAUUUUUUAAUUUGUUCAAAAAUUGUAACAUUUAGAUUUAUUCAAGAUUUAUUUCUUAAAAUUGAAAAUAAUGGCAGAAUGAUUGAUCGUAAAUCAGUUCAAAGAUUAUAUGAUUAUUCUUUAAAAAUAAAUGAAUCUUUUAAAAAAUAUAAAAUACCUUCAACCAAAGUUGUAAAAUAUAUUUUCUAUGAUUCCUAUGUAUUGAAUGAACACGAAGCAAACAAAUUCUAUAUGAAAUAUCAUCAGGAAUAUAUUCAAUAUAUAUAUAAAUAUUAUACAUAUAAUAAAACUAAUAAGGACCCUAUGGAAUAUUAUGAUAUGUCAUCAAUACAAAAGGACAAUGUCAAAAAGGAAGAAACAAAUAUAGAAAAAUUUGACAAAAAAUUUGACAAAAAAUUUGACAAAAAUGUAAUAAAUGAUAAAUAUGUUCAAGAACAAAUUGGUACCAAUCAAAAUAUUUCAUAUACAAAUAAUAAAUAUGAUCAUAAUAAAUAUAAAGAAUAUAAAACGAUAGAUAAUUCAACAAAUAAUCACAUAUACAAUAAUAAUAAUAUUUAUAAUAUUUAUAAUAUUAAUAAUUGUGUAACAAGCAUUUUCAAUGUUGAUAACAAAAUGCAUGAAUAUAACAUGAACAAUACAGGUAAUAUGAGUAUCCCUAAUAAUAAGAGAAAAAACAUGGAUAUAAUGAAUGAACCCUUAAAUUAUAAAAAAAAUAAAGUAUUACAAAAAGGUGAUGAUAAUGAUAUGGAAAAGGAAAUAAUAUCACCUGGUCAUAUAAAUAAUAAUCAUAAUAAUAAUAAUAUUUAUAAUAAUAAUAAUAAUAUUUAUAAUAAUAAUAAUAAUAUUUAUAAUAAUAAUAAUAAUAUUUAUAAUAAUAAUAAUAAUAUUUAUAAUAAUCAUCGUAGCAGUGGUUUCUCCAAUAAUAAUGAACAAUGUAAUAAUGUACUAUAUAUCGAUAUUCUGAACGAAUCAGCAUUUAACCUUAAAGAACAAAAUAUAAAUAAUAAUAAAUAUACAAAGGAUAAUAAAAAUAUUUUUCAAAAUUUCAAAACAACACAAGAAUUAUCAUACAGUAUUAAUUAUUUUAACGGGUUUCUGUUUUCCAAAAUGGCAAGAUAUAAAUAUUUCCAUAAAUGUUUAAUAAGAUUAUUAAAAGAAAAAAUGAAAAAAAAAAAAAUAAUACAGAAUUAUAAAAUUAAAAAUGUACAAAUUAAUCAAAUAUAUAAUAAAAAUAAAAAAUAUAUGAAUUAUAUAUCUUAUAAUAUUGCUCUUACAAUUAAAUAUAUUGUAAAAAAUAUGUUUCUUGAUGAUUAUUUAAAAAUUAUAAAUAUAGGAUGUCAAUUGAAUUAUAUUGAAAAUUAUCUUUUGAACAAUAAUAAUAAUAAUAAUAAAAAAAAAAAACUCAAACUCAAACAUUUACCUAAGGAACUUUUUGAAUUCUUAACAUCUUAUUCUUUAUUUAGUUGUGAUAAAAAAGAUAUGAUUAAUAAUUUUUUAAUAACAAGAAAAAAUAAUUAUUAUAAUAUAAAUCAAUUAAAAAUAAAUGAUAAUGUCUUCUCCAAUACGAAAAAAAUAAAUGAACUAUCUGAUUAUGAUAUGAAUAUUAUAAAGAAUAAUGAACAAAUUUGUAUUUUUGUUUAUAUUUAUAGUAAACUCAAAUUUUUACAUAAUAUGAAUUUAAUACAUAUCAAACAUAAAAAGAAAAAGGUAUCCUCCCAUCAAUUCAAAAGUGACGUUACAUUUCAUAAUAAAAAUGAUGAUUUAAAUAUUUCAUUUAUGGAUUUGAAGAAAAAUAACUUAAAUAUUUAUAUUAAAAAAAAGGUAACUAUUAAUAUUUUUGCCCCUAUAAAAAUCAAAUACGCAUAUUACAACAUGAUGACAUAUAACAACUUUGAGCAAUACUACUACGAUUUAUACCUGUCCGUUGAAAAGUUCAAAAAGUUUUUGAACGAGGUGUGCUCGAAAUACUCACCAGGAGGAAAACCCAAAAUACAAGAUAUCAUUCGCGUUUGGAAAUUUAAAAAUAAGAGCUUUAAAUUUCUUAUUCUACAUAACACCUACACCAAACAAUUAUAUUUAACACGCAAAUUUAGACAGCUUUUUAUGAAUUUAGUAAAAAAGAAAAAAUUGAAAAAAGAAAUAUCCAAAGUAAAACUUAUAAAAAUUAUACGUUCAUGUAAAGAAUAUAACACAUUUCGUGAUUCUUAUAAUUUGUCCAAAAUUAAUUUAAGAAAAUAUGUAUCCAUAUUUCAUAAUCUUUAUAAUAAUACGCAACAACAAAAACAAUAUCAAGAAGUAGAUGAAAAUCAUAAAGGAGAAGGAUUACAAAAAAAUGCAUUCAUAUCUUCCACAUUAAUAAAUAGAGAUAUAUCUUUAUUAUGUCCAUUUUGUAAUGAUAUCUUUUUUUUAAAAAAUGAUUUAUUAAAUCAUAUAGCAAAUAUUCAUAACAUAAAUAAAAAUUUUUCAGACAUCAUAAAUUUUUUUUCAAAAUCAAAUCAAUUGAUACAUAAAAAAUUAAGUCAUUUUUUAAAAUAUAAAAAUAGAUUUAAUAAUGAAUCGAAUCAUGUUUUACAAUAUGAUAUAAAUCAAGAAUAUAAAAAAAAAAUAUAUGAAAAACAACAAGAACAAGUAGAAAAAGGAAAUAUAUUAUUAUCCUUAACAAAUCAACAUGAUAAUGAAAAUCAUACUAUUACAAAUAAACAACAUAUGUUAUCAAAAAAUGAAAUGAUUUGUAAACAAUCAAAUGUAUAUAUUUAUAAUAAUGACAAUGGAAUAAAUAAAAAUAAUAAGAAAAAAAAAAAUAAACAUUUAUAUAUGUAUAAUCUAAUCAAGAAUGAUAAAAAUAAAUUCCCUCAAAAUGUUAACAACAUGAACUAUAAUAAACCUUUUUUAAAUAAAUAUUUAAAUUAUUUUUUAGAAAGAAUUAAAAUUAAAUACACCUUAAGGAUAGUAUAUAUAUAUUUUGUUACCAUCAUGGUUCAAUUAAUCAUGUCACAAAAAAAAUUAAAUAGACAGAAAAAAAAAAAAAACGCCAACAAUAAUAACAAAAUAAAUAAUAUAAAUAAUAUAAAUUUUAUAAAUGAUGCAAAUGAUGUAACGGAUAAACAAAAAAAAUUUAAAAAGAAGAACGAACAAAUAAAACCUACCUCCUUAGAUGUUUUAAAAAAUGGUACACAUGGAAAAGAAACAAAUAAAAAAAAAAUAAAAAAAAAAAUAAAAAAAAAAAUAAAAAAAAUAAAAAAAAAAAUAAAAAAAAAAAUAAUAAAUUUAAAUAUCCAUAAUGAUAAUAAUGAUAAUAAUGAUAAUAAUUAUCACAAUCGUCAUAAUAAAGUUUUGAAAAAAAAUAAAAUAAAGUUAAAAAAAAAAAGAUAUAAUAAAAGUCAUGAAAAAAAUAUAUUAUUACAUAAAACACAUCAACCUUAUAAUAAGAUGAAUAAUUCUAUACUAUUAAAAAAAAAGGUCAAAAAUAAUAAGAACAGUUUUAUUGAGUACAAAUUAAAUAACUUUGAAUUAAUGCAUUUUCUAAAAAACAAAACGAACUCUAUACCUUAUAAAAAAAGUAUAUGGAAUGCAGUGAAUCAUAUGCUCAUUGGAAAAUUUAAAUAUAAUAUUUGUAUGUUUAUACAAAAGAAUUUAUUUCAUUAUUUUAAAACAAAUCUGGUUCACUACUUUUUUUUAUUAUCAAAUGAACAUUUAUCAAGAUGUAUUAUAAAUUACUUUUGCACAAAUAUUUAUAGUUGUACGUAUAGUAAUAUAAAUUAUUAUUAUUCUAAAUAUAUAAAAAAUAUAUUUCAUUUUAAAUUCAUAACACUUGUAAAUUUAAUUAAAUUGUUAAUAAUUAACUAUGGAGAGGUAUUUACAUUAUAUAAAGAAAUAAGCAACUCAUUAUUUUAUUACAAAAUUAAAGAUGUUUUAAAUGUAAUCAAAUUUAUACAAAAGAGAAAUUAUAUAGUAGAUACAUCUUAUGUUUUAUCGAAUUAUAUUACUACCGAACUUGUACAUGAUAAUAUUUUUUCAAACUUUUUAUAUAAAUCAUUAUUUUAUAAAAAAAAAUUAUCCCUCUAUGUUAAAAAAAGUUAUUUUGAUAAUAUUAUUGAUAUUAUGUAUUUGUAUGGUGUAUCACAAGCCCAUGAUUUGUUCAAAAGAAAUCACCAUAAUGAUGAUCAUAAUGAUCACCAUAAUGAUCAUAAUAAGGAGGAUAAUAUGGACAAUAGUUACUACCAUAAUAAUUAUGAUUAUCAUUAUGUUUAUCAUUAUGAUGAUGAUAAGAACGAAUACAAAAAAGACAAAAGUAAAAACAUAUGUUAUCAUAUAAACGAUUUGAUAAAAUGCAUAAAUAAUUCCUACAUUGAACAAGAACAAGAUGAAGAAAACAAUAAAGAUACGUACCACAUUAGUAUGGAUGAUUAUUAUGAUAAUUAUUUUAAUGAUAAUAGUUUAUUAAAUGAACAUGUAAAUAAUUCAGAAGACGAUUAUACACAUUCAAAUAUGGUAUGUGAAAAAUAUUAUUUCUAUAAAAAAUUAAACAUAUUUCAAGUAAAUUAUUAUAUUAAAAAUUUUUUGAGUGGAAAUAUUAUUUUGUACGCCUGUAAUAAUUAUAUAAUUUCAGAUGAUGAGAAAAAUGAAAAUACUCAAAAUGGUGAUAUAAGUGCUAAUCAACAUGAACAAAGAAAUAAUGAUGAAAGGGCAUAUUCCCGUUUGGAUAAUGAUGAAGAGUUCUUUAAUAAUAGUAAUGAUAAAUCAUCAAGUUAUGAUUCCUCAAGUAUCCAAGAUUCGGAUAUUUUUGAUCAACUCUCAGAUGAUUAUGAAAUUAUUAAAUUAUUAGAACAUGACAAUAAUGAAAAAAAUAAAAAAUUCCAAGGAGGUAUAAGUCAACAUAUUAAUUAUUUAACAAAACAUGUGAGUGAAUAUUUUCCAAACUAUUAUAUUGUAAAUCAUUUCAAAAAAAGGAAACUAGCCAAAAAACUUUCUCACAUCUUUCCAUCAAAUGAUAUAAUAAACCAUAACAAACAAUAUGGCACAUCACAUAAUAAUAAUAAUAAUAAAAAAAAUAAUAAUAUGUUUAAUUUUACAUAUUACUGUGAUGGUACAUAUUUUAACAAUCCUUUAUUCAAAUAUUUUAAAAAGUAUUGUUUAUAUAUUUACGAAAAUAAAAAUUGUGAAAAUAGAGAAAUAUACAAAGACAGUCAAAAAUGUAAACGCUUGAAUAAUUCAAUCAUAUUAUCUUUUAACAUGAAUAAUAAUAAUACUGAAACAUGUAAUAGGAAAAAUAAUAAUUUUGUUAAUUUUACAAACCUUUUCAAAAAAUAUAUAGAGUCCAUUAAUAUAAAAGAUAUAAAUAAUAUAUACAAUAAAAAUGAGAUACUAUUAUAUAAUAUAAGCAAAAAAACAUUUAUAGAUUUUGAUACGUAUCCACAAAAUAUACAUUUAUAUAAUAUUGCUUAUAUAUCCAAUAUACAUAAAAGCUUGACGCAUUUAUUGAAUAUUCAAAUUAUUAAUAUGAAAAAUAAUAUCUUUUGGUUACAACAAAAAAAAAAAAAAAAAAUUAAAAAAAUAAAUAAUAAUAAAAGAACAAGUAAAAAUAAAUUAAUAUUUGUCAAAAACAAAAAUAAGGGUAGAACAAAAAAUAAUUGUAUUCUUGUUGAAAAACAUAAUAAUAUAUUAAAUAAAAAUAAUACUAGUUCAUAUCCAUCAUCAUAUGAUAAAAAGAAAAAAAAGUAUAUUAAAAAUAUAGAGAACAAAAACGUAAUAAUUAAUAACAAGAAUUGUAAUAAUAAAAACAAAUUUGUAAGAAAGGUUCGAGUGAAAGAAAAAAAAUAUACAAAUAAUCAACAUUUAUAUAAAGAUUCAUUCAUUUUUGUUAUUCACAUUUUGUAUAAGGUCUUUUAUUUAAAUAACAUUCUGGAUGAUUAUGAUGAACAGGGUAAUUAUAAAACCGUUCCAAGAAAAGAAAAAACAAAACAAAACAUCCAAAUGGAAAAUAAUAAACAUAAUAAAUAUAAUAAAAAUAAUAAAUCCUUAUCACAGAGAAUAAACGAAAUGUAUAAUAAUCAAAACAAUAUAAAUGUUAUAAAUACAUUAUAUAAAGAUCAUGAAAUAGAGCAAAAUAAUAAUUCUUCCUAUAAUAAUAAUAAUAAUAAUAAUAAUAAUAAUAAUAAUAAUGAUGAGGAAAGCACACAUGCAAAUAAUAAUAAUUAUAAUAUAAUAAAUUCACAAAAAUGUGAUGAUAAUAUUCUACAUGUUAACGAAAAUUCAGAUUCAGUUGUAUAUAACUAUACUGUAAAUAAAAUGAUAUUCAUUUAUUUGUCUGUUAAGAAAAAAAAAGGAAAUGGAAUAUUUAUUGAUAGUUUAAAAAAAAUGUAUUUUAAAAAAUUUAUCGUAUUUAAUACAUGUUAUCAUAAGAACAAUUAUGUUUCCAUAAAAAAAGAAUAUGAUUUUAUCCUUUUUUUUUUAAGUAAAUUAAAUGUCAUAAAAAUAUUGUCUUUUAUGAAUACACACAAAAUAUUUCUAGCGAAAUAUCAUAAUUAUAAUUCAUAUAAAAGAAAAAAUAUUUUCUAUCAACAUAAUUAUAAGUAUCCUUUUUUAAAUAUGAUCAGUGUAUAUUUAAAAAAUGGCAAAUUCAAUUUUGAGGAAUAUACUGAUAAAACAACAAAUAAGUUUAAAAGGUUUAUAACGAAAAAUAAAAUGAUAAAUUAUUUAAAUAUAAUACCAAGGGAUAUUCCUAAUAAUAUACAUAAUAAUAUACAUAAUAAUAUACAUAAUGAUAUACAUAAUGAUAUACAUAAUAACAUAAAUAAUGAUAUUUAUAAUAACAUACAUAAUGAUAUUUAUAAUAACCAUUUGGAAUCGUUAAUUUUACCUGACAGACAUAAUAAAAAAUAUGUACAACAAAAAAUUAAUUAUCAUACAAAUAAUAUGAAUUAUGCAGAUUAUUUAUUUAUAAAUUUUAUAAAUAAUAAUACUUUGUAUAAGCCCAAAUUUAUACCUAACUUAAUUCUUUUGUUUAAUAUCCAGUGUUACAUUAUAAUACAUGACUUUGUUUUUAAUUAUUUUUUACAAAGUGGUAAUCGUAUAUGUGAACAAAGCAAAGAAAAAGAAACACAUACACAUACACAAACAUAUACAUAUACACAUACACAUACAUAUACACAAACAUGUGACGAUAUAUCAAGUGUCCAACACACCUUGUUUGAAAGCCCACUAGGAAACAAAUUAUUAUAUAUGAUGCAAUAUAAAACAUACCCACAAGUUAUUAAAUAUAUCAAGAAGAUAAUUAAUAGAGCUUGUAAAUAUCUAGAAUUUUCUAUUUGUUCAUAUUACAAAAAUUAUGAACAAUCCAUACAUAGAACAAAAAAUAUAAACAAACAAAUAAAAAAAAAAAAUAUAUUUAUAUAUUAUUUUAAAGAUAAUUAUGUAAAUGCAAAUAUGUUUAAUUAUAUAAAUGGUAGUAUAAAUGUGAAGUUUAUUUUUUUUUAUAUUCUUAAAAUUUUUUUCUACUUGAAAAAUAAUCCGUACAGUACUAUAUUUGACAUAUAUAAAAGUGUUGAACUUGUGAACUUUUGUGACCUGAACUUUCUAUUAAAAUCCAUGUGUCAAGAUAAAUUUAUUAAGUUUACUUUAAUGUAUGUAUCAAAAAACAGCCAAAUGUACAAGUUGAAAAAAAAUUACAAAAUCAUAAAUAUUUUUAACAACAUUAUAUCAAAUAAGAAAAUAAAAGGAAAUGGGAAAAAAGAAGAGUCUUACAACUUUUUUGAUACUACAAGUUUUGAAGAUGAAACAGAUAAUUAUUCAACAGAUCAAUGCACAAUUUGUGAAUGUACACAAAAGGAUUCUUAUUUAAUUAACAUUAAUAAUAAUGAUAAAAAUAAGGAGGAUGGUCUUAUAUUAAAUAAUAAAUCUACAUAUAACCAAAAGGAGAAAACAAAUUAUAAAUAUAAAAAGUUUAUAAAAAAAAUUAUGUACAAAAAAGUGAAAUUAUAUUAUGUGCAAGAUGAAAAUGUUAUUUUUAAUAAGUUUGAAGGAACCUUAUGGAAUUAA
Molecule: messenger RNA, 11478 nt
Organism: Plasmodium falciparum 3D7
Lineage: Eukaryota; Apicomplexa; Aconoidasida; Haemosporida; Plasmodiidae
Product: putative zinc finger protein
Source: RefSeq, a predicted model, not a curated record